AUGGGUCAGGAUUUGAUGUUUGAUAGCAGCCAGCUGAUAAAUGGGGCACAGUCUUCCGAUGAUCGUGUCAGAAGGGCAGCUGAGACGCAAUUGGUGGAGUUGUGUGAUCGGGAUGCUUCGCUAGUGUUUCUUUCGAUGGUGGGAGUGGCAUUGAAUCCUCAAGAUACCUUGUCGUCUAGACAGUUUGCAUUGUUCGCAUUGCGAAAGCUCAUUACUAUGUACUGGAGCCCCGGUUUCGAAUCAUACAGGUCGUGCUCAAAUUUGAAAGAAACGGCCAAAGAUACGACAAGAGAGUCUCUGCUGGAGCUUUGUUUGAGCGAUGAGCAGUCCACGAAGCUAAGAAACGCAGCAUCGUAUUGUGUUGUUCAGAUUUCUGCCGUUGACUUCCCGGACCAGUGGCCGCAGUUGCUGUCGACAGUGUACGAUGCGAUUCUGAGUAGGCAUUCACUGGCCGCGAUUUCCUUGCUGAAUGAAAUAUACGAUGAUGUGAUGACUGAGGACAUGUUUUUCGAUGAGGGCAUCGGUUUAGAGACCGUCCGCAUCGUUAUUCAGAUUCACAACAAUCCAAAUUCGAGUUUAGAAGCUAGGCUGGCGGCGUUCAACUUGUUGCAUGCGUGUCUCCAGCAGCUGUUGACGGUGAGUUCCUCAUCGGCCGCCAAGCGGAAGGAGAUGGCAGCGCACUGUGGGAAAGAAGCGCUCAAGAUGUGGGGCGAGUAUUUGCAAAGCCGCUCGAUUACCGACCAUCCAUUGAACUUGCCAAUAACUGGAAGGGUUUACGAAGAUCUAGCGUUGCUAAAGAACGAGCUUCCGAAAAAGUUGGUGCCUGAAGGGCUUUAUUUGCCGUUUAGAGAACUUGCCCUCGCAGAUCUUCAGACCGCAGGCAAGGCUUAUCUGUCAAUUUUGCAAGAUUUCCUUCCUGAUUAUCAGCUUGAAGAGAUGAACGAAUGCGCCAUCCAUAUACUGGAAUUCUUGACAGCUAUAUGUCAUUUUCAAUUAAACUCCACAGAAGUUUCGGCGAUCUGUGACGCCCUAGGCAACCUGUGUUGUCUGGACAAUGAAAGCGUUGCGUCUUGGUUGGAUGACUUCAAUAGUUACAUUUCGGUGGAAAGUGGAUUAACGGCUUGUUUCAGCACCAGAGAUCAAGCUUGCGAGUUACUUAACUCAAUGGAUGAUGAAAACUACAACCUGGUUUUUGAACAUAUCUUACUUAAAGUUUCUCAACUAACUGACUGGAAACAGAACUGGAAGUUUCAAGAAUCUUUACUGUUCUUACUACAGUCAAUUGCAGAGAACGAAUCUCAACCGUCGGACAAGAUUGUCAAUUUAACCAGAGAGGCUGUUGCGUUCCUGGAGUCCAUGCUAUGUUCUGAUGAUGCUGUGAGCUUUGUCAUUUCUAGAACAAUGCUUGUUCUACCGAAGAUGUUAGGGAAAUUCAUGGAGGAACUAGAGGACAUCAAAGUAUUGACGUCACAUCUUCUCUCAAAAUCUUUAGAAAUUGCACUGUCACUGAAUGAUAAUGUAAUCAGGGCCUCUUUCUUGGUCGCCUUUACUUACUAUUCAAACUUUGCAGAACUAUCAUCAGUCCUAAAUCGUGAAGUGCGCAUGUUUAGUCAAAAAGGACUGCUGAACCUGAUAUCACAACUUUCUGAGAAUGCCGAAGACGAUACUGACGGUGUACUUAUGGAGGUGUUGAACAAUGUAAUUGAAUGUAACCUCCCCGAGGAUGCGGAUGAAGAGAUAGUCCAGGCCGAAUUUAAUCUAGUGCUGUCGAUAUCCGCCAAGGACCCGUCGAACAUUCAAACCGUUGUGGAGUCACAGGAGUGCCUUGAGAAGCUUCUUGAGGGUGUCAGCAGAAAGGAUUACGAAAAGUACGUCGAGACUUGCCUACCAUCAUUCUUGAAAAUUAUUGAAGGACAUUCGCACUUGAAAUACGCAUAUUCACCACUUUUGUCAUUGGUGUUACAGUUUUUGGCCAUAUUUAUGAGAAAAAAGCCAGCGCACGACCAUCUGCCCUCAUUGGUAUGCAAAUAUGCCUUUGAACCUCUGAAAAACCUUCUUCUUGAUGCCGAAGAUGAUGAAAUGAUGCAAUUGGCCACAGAGGCGUUCAGUUAUUUGGUACUAAACACGGAAGUGGCUAUCGUCUCUACCCAUCUCGGAUCUAUCGUUGCAGUUUUGGACAGAUUACUGUCAUUUGACGUUUCGGACGUAGCUGCAAUGCACGUUGGCUCCCUCAUAGUAACUAUAUUCACCAGAUUCUCGACAGAAAUUGAAAACAUGAUGCCUGUGAUCCUUCAAGCCGCUGCAAACAGAUUAAUUCAAGCAAAGAACAUAUCCACAACUCACAAUCUCCUAUCCGUGUUUUGCUACCUCGCGUCUGUGGAUGCUCAGCAAACGGUAGAUUUCCUAUACACAAUGAACGUCGAAGGUACGGGCAAAAAUGCUCUCCAGUCAAUAAUGUCAAUAUGGUUGGAGUCUUUCGAGCUUAUCAAAGGCGAACGAAGGACGAAAGAAAAUAUCGUUGCUCUAAUCAAGAUAUACCUGUUAAAUGAUGCGAGGAUUGCGGCUAUGCAGGUGAACGACGAAAUAAUACCGUAUGAGGGCGAUCGGAUCAUCACCAGGUCCAUGGCAAGACAAAUGCCUGACAGAUAUACACAGGUCUCUGUAUACACCAAGAUAAUCAAGCUCUUCAUCGCCGAGCUGAACUUUCAAGACAAGCAGGCCGACCCAGAGAGAUUUAUUGCCAGCAGGGACAAUGGUACGCCCGAAGACAACGACGGCUCGGAUGAUGACUGGGAAGACGUAGAGGACGUGUUGGAUUAUGAAAAGUUGCAGGAGUACGUUGACGAUGACGAUCAAGUUGACAGUGGUGACACGCAUGGUGAAUUUUGCAUACAACUUGAGGGAGAUUACAGCGACCAAAGCAUAAGAGAGAUCCUGCUCUCGUUUUUCAAAGCUGCUGCUGCAAAUAACACCAGCGACUUCCGAGGCAUCUACAACUCGUUGUCAGAAUCUGACAAGAAGAUACUUUCUGAGAACUUGGUGUAG
Molecule: messenger RNA, 3045 nt
Organism: Torulaspora globosa
Lineage: Eukaryota; Fungi; Ascomycota; Saccharomycetes; Saccharomycetales; Saccharomycetaceae
Gene: KAP114
Product: karyopherin KAP114
Exons: 1
Coding region: 1-3045 (1014 amino acids)
Biological process (GO): protein import into nucleus
Cellular component (GO): cytosol; nuclear envelope
Molecular function (GO): small GTPase binding
Source: RefSeq, a predicted model, not a curated record